Trichoderma harzianum CBS 226.95 is the source of this 915-nucleotide messenger RNA. RefSeq lists its product as hypothetical. The record is from RefSeq and is a predicted model, not a curated record. The transcript has a single exon. Bases 1 to 915 code for a protein of 304 amino acids. Gene Ontology annotation, molecular function: hydrolase activity. Lineage: Eukaryota; Fungi; Ascomycota; Sordariomycetes; Hypocreales; Hypocreaceae.
AUGAUUGAAGAGAAUGACACACUUGGUGGAACUUUCCCCUUUAAGCCUCAUUUCUCCUCGGGACCAGGAUUUCGAAUGCACUAUGUUGACGAGGGGCAGGGCUUGCCUGUCCUAUGUCUUCAUGGUGAACCGACUUGGGGCUAUUUAUAUCGAGAAGUCAUCCCAAUUUUGGCACAAAACAACCGCGUAAUUGUCCCGGAUUAUAUGGGAUUCGGAAAAAGUGAAACUCCUCAACAUCUCGAAUAUACAGCGCGACAAAACACCGACAACCUGGAAAUUCUCGUCAAAGAAUUGGAUCUGCACGAUAUCACUCUCGUUGUUCAUGACUGGGGCAGACAGAUUGGGGGUGCCCUGGCUCUUAGACAGGCUUCCCGCAUCCGCCGGAUCGUAGUGAUGAAUACGAUGCUGUCAAUGGGUUUGCCGGAGGAAGAGAUCUGCUGGACCGAAAACAGUAAAGAAUCCGCUUGGUUUGGGUGGGCGGACAGAGCUGUGGCAAAUGGUACCUUUGAAGCUACACUUAUGAACUCUGGGGUGGCUAUUGUCGGCUUGAUGAAGCUACUACAAGGCUUUGAGAGAGCUAAUGUCACUGAGGAUUUCUUCCGAGCCUACUCGCUUCCUUUUGCAACUCCAGAAGAAUAUAAUGGUGUGAUUGCCUUUCCUAAAAGCAUUGUCACCGGCUCAUUCAAGGCGGAAACCGGCUCAGAGAGUCAAAUAUCUGCGGUUCGCGCAAAGCCAGCAAUGAUGAUUGAGGGAACAAAGGAUAAAGUUCUCCUCGCCAAGCACUUCGUGCCUGUGUUCAAGAAAGGCUUUCCAAAUGCAUCGAUACAUUAUUUGGACCAAGCAAGUCACUUUCUGCUAGAAGAUGAGCCUGAGAAAAUCGGCCAGUUGAUUUUGGACUUUAUGAAGAACAGUUAG